UUAGUGGGCUGUGUCUAUGAGAUGAGUCAUCAUCAAUGCAUGUGCAUAUCCCUUAAUGGCCCAGCUUUAACAACAAGCAAACAGGCAAAGUAAAGGGACGACCCUUAUUAAGCAUUCAAAGUCCAUGCAAUCUUUUAUUGUCUACAGUCAGCUGUGCCUUCUGUUAAUCAUUACCCAGCUCUGCAGAAUGAUCAUAGAAGAUUAACUUCUCAUCUGAAGUCAUCAGCAAUGCUGUGGCUGCGUUAUGUGGUGGAUUAAAGGCUUUAUGCAUAAUGUGUAACAGUGGUCAGGAGAAGAGGGGAAUCAGAUGAGGAAGAAUUUUGAAGACAUGCCCACCUACAAGCCAAGGGUGAUUUCGCUGACCAAGAGUCCUGGCCAGACGUUUGGCUUCUAUCUGAGAGUGGAGAAGAAUGAGGAAGGUCACCUGAUCCGCUGCCUGGAAAUGGGAGGCCCAGCUGAACUGGCUGGUAUGAGAGACGGAGACCGCAUCCUCCGGGUCAAUGGAACAUUUGUUGAUGGGCUGCCCCACUCAGAGGUGGUUGAGCUGGUGAGGAAUGGCGGAGCGUCUGUCACAUUUCACAUCCUGGAUGAAUCAUCUUACAAGCAAGCAAAAUCUUUGGGGGUUAAUCUUUCUGACCCCCAAUCCACACCGGUUGCCAAUGGUGCUGCCAAGGAGACUCCAAAACCAAAACUCUGCUACCUGGUCAAAUCUAGCUCAGGAUUUGGCUUUUCUCUUCGCUCAGUAAGAGGCGAGCAGGGACUGUUCAUGACUGAGGUGUUGCCAGGCGGAGUAGCAGACAACGCCGGAGUGAGAAACGAAGACCGUCUGCUCGAGGUCAACGGGGAGAACAUAGAAAACUCCACACAUGAUGAAGUGGUAGAAAAGAUCAAACUGGGAGGAAAAAACGUCAUGUUUCUGCUUGUCGACAAGGAAACAGACAGGCUCUAUCGCAACAAAAAAGCCAAGAUAGGGGCGUGGUCUCCAACAGUUAAAUUUCUCCCCCAGCAACCGCACUUCAUCAACAUGACCAAAGGACCAGAUGGAUAUGGUUUCCUGCUCAGAGAGGAACCUAACCAAUCAGGACACUUUGUAAAGGACAUAGAGAAAGGCAGCCCAGCAGAAAAAGCCGGUCUGAGGGAAAUGGACAGAGUUGUCGCUGUGAAUGGGAAGGAGGUGGACAGUUGCAGCCAUGAUCAGGUGGUGGACAGGAUCAGGCAAUGUAGCAACAAAUGCUGCUUACUUGUGGUGGACAAAGACACGGACCAAAUGUACAAGCAGGGUAAAGUGUCUCCAAUGCUCUUCUGGGAGGAGAUGAAAGAUUCCAACUCCCCACCCAGUUACACUGAAGCUUUGAGCUUACCUGGCCCUGUCCAACCAUCCCCGUCUGUGAAAGACAGGGAGGAGGAGCUGAAACCCAAACUGUGCAGGAUGGAGAAGACCCCUGCCGGCUAUGGCUUUCACCUAAACGGCGUCGAAGGGGUGCAUGGCCAAUAUAUCGCAGAGGUGGUGAAGGGCGGCGCAGCAGAUGUGGCCGGUCUGGAGAAUGAAGACAUUGUGAUAGAGGUGAACGGGGAGAACGUGGAGCAGAGCACCCAUGCUGAGGCGGUGGAAAUGAUCCGCAAAAGUGGCAACUCUCUGGAGAUGUUGGUGGCUAGCAGGAAUGUCUACAAGCAGCUCAAAGCCAAAGGUGUGACAAUCACACCCGCUCUCCUUGGGGAAACGUCCAGGGAUGAGGCUCGCAUAGCGGAGACCCCUGAACCCAACAGAAAGGGGGGACAGGAGACAAAGAAGGAGGAGGAGGUCCGGCCUGAGACGCCACCUCAGCGGGAGAGACAGAGGACACCCUCUACAUCAUCCUCUUCAUCUGAAGACAGCGUCGAUGAGAAAUUCUGAGAAGGCUCCCGAAGGAAAACAUCCCUGAUGUGGCCAAAUCUGAUGAUUUUCUUUUUUGACAAUGCACUCCAUGAGCUUCAUUGAUUCAGAAGGAAACACCGUAAGAGAUGGAAAUGAAAAAAAAUCACAGCACGGGGAGUUAAAACGUUCCCCCCAAAAAUCUGAUCCAUAGCAGAACAGCUGUUUAUCGAACUGAUAGAAAAAAACGUGUUGUUCCUUUAAGAAACAUCUGCAGUGCCCUCAACAUUUACUGGAACGCCUAAGAGCAGCUGAAAAGGAUUGUAAACUUUUACUUUUCUUUCAGUAGCAUAAUAUCAACCUUUAAUUUGCAUACAUGUAUUCCUUCAGGCGGGUGAUGGAGUGCUUCAGAUAAAUUUGCCAGCGGAACAAAUCCCCCAAAAAAAACAGGCAUCUGUUGCAUAUUUAUAAAGGCUUUACUGUUUUAUAUGAUCAGAUGGGAAUUUUAAAUUAGUAAUCCAUGACUUCCUGUUUGUUUAACAUAUAAAACAACAAUGCAGCAACGAGACCUGUCUUUCUUAGCCACUCUUCAAUAUGAAAAGGUAAGAAAACAGGAAAUUUAACACAGAUUAACUGUAUUUCCAUCUUCACAACACAGACAACGGCUACAAGACAGUUACUCACCUAAAUAAGUCCACAUAUAGUCAAAACAAUAUUUAAUAAGUUCCAAACAAAAAGGGCCGUGAAAAAAACAAAGCUGGAUAAAACCAAACAUUAUCUCGCUACUGCACACAAUAAGUAGGAGCAUAAGGGAGGCCAACUACUGAGGUAAAAGAGCACCUUAUCUUAACACUUUUUACCAGAGGUGCCAAUAAAUGUGGAGGGCUCUGUAAAUUUAUUUUAUCAACUCGUGUAUUAAUGAGUAGCCUCUUUUACAAACCUGAGAUAAUGUUAAAUCUUCUACUUAUGGAGUAAAUAGUUGACUUUCAAGCAUUUUCCUUCCUUUACACAUUCUGUUGUCUUUAUUUAAUGUUGAAAAAAGUUCACAUUUCUUACAGAAAAUAAAAAUUCAAGUCAACACGCUUC
Messenger RNA from Fundulus heteroclitus (mummichog), 2938 nucleotides. It is a transcript of the gene pdzk1, whose product is annotated as PDZ domain containing 1. Gene Ontology annotation, molecular function: protein-membrane adaptor activity; protein binding. NCBI's taxonomy places the organism in Eukaryota, Metazoa, Chordata, Actinopteri, Cyprinodontiformes, Fundulidae. The transcript has 8 exons. Gene Ontology annotation, cellular component: apical plasma membrane. The record is from RefSeq and is a predicted model, not a curated record. The coding region runs from base 308 to 1894 and encodes 528 amino acids. Gene Ontology annotation, biological process: protein localization to plasma membrane.